Penicillium brevicompactum is the source of this 990-nucleotide messenger RNA. Its product is annotated as endo-1,4-beta-xylanase. NCBI's taxonomy places the organism in Eukaryota, Fungi, Ascomycota, Eurotiomycetes, Eurotiales, Aspergillaceae. The transcript has 10 exons. Gene Ontology annotation, molecular function: hydrolase activity, hydrolyzing O-glycosyl compounds. Gene Ontology annotation, biological process: carbohydrate metabolic process. The coding region runs from base 1 to 990 and encodes 329 amino acids. The record is from RefSeq and is a predicted model, not a curated record.
AUGGUCAGAAUCCAAGAUGUUACCAUCGCCUUGCUUUCUCUAGGUCAGGCUUUUGCGGGAACGAUUCAAUCCAGACAGGCCUCUGUCAGUAUUGAUGACAAGUUCAAAAGCCAUGGCAAGAAAUAUCUUGGAAACAUUGGAGAUCAAGGCACUUUGACCAAGAACUCCCAAAAUCCAGCCAUUAUCAAGGCCAACUUCGGUCAAUUGACUGCCGAGAACAGCAUGAAAUGGGACGCUACCGAACCUUCACAGGGUGGUUUCUCGUUCAAUGGUGCUGACUUUUUGGUCGACUUUGCCCAGUCCAAUGGAAAGCUCAUUCGUGGUCAUACUCUUGUAUGGCAUUCCCAACUACCAGAUUGGGUCUCGUCCAUUUCAGACAAGGACACCCUUAUCAAUGUCAUGAAGAACCAUAUUGCUACAGUUGCGGGUCGGUACAAGGGAAAGAUUUAUGCUUGGGAUGUUGUGAACGAAAUCCUGAAUGAAGACGGAUCCCUCCGUGACAGUGUGUUUUCCAGAGUAAUUGGAGAAGAUUUUGUACGCAUCGCUUUCGAAGCCGCCCGUGCUGCAGACCCCGAUGCGAAGCUUUACAUCAAUGACUACAAUCUGGAUAAUGGCUCCUCUGCCAAGACAAACGGCAUGGUCAGCAAGGUGAAGGAUUGGAUUGCAGCAGGUGUUCCAAUCGAUGGAAUCGGCAAGAUCCCAAACUCACUUGAGCGCCGGUGGCGGGGCUGCCAUCUCGGGAUAACUCUUAAUGCACUAGUUGGUGCUGGAACCUCUGAGGUUGCAAUUACUGAGCUUGAUAUUGCCGGUGCAAGCUCCGAGGACUAUGUCAAUGUCGUCAAUGCGUGCCUCGAACAAGAGAAAUGCGUGGGUAUCACAGUUUGGGGAGUUGCUGACCCAGACUCUUGGCGUUCCGAUGAAUCGCCUUUGCUGUUUGAUAGCAAUUAUCAACCAAAGGAUGCUUAUAACGCAAUUGGAAACACCCUCUAA